Messenger RNA from Leucoraja erinaceus (little skate), 900 nucleotides. RefSeq names its product probable G-protein coupled receptor 139. The transcript has a single exon. Lineage: Eukaryota; Metazoa; Chordata; Chondrichthyes; Rajiformes; Rajidae. Gene Ontology annotation, molecular function: G protein-coupled receptor activity. The record is from RefSeq and is a predicted model, not a curated record. Gene Ontology annotation, biological process: G protein-coupled receptor signaling pathway. Gene Ontology annotation, cellular component: membrane. The coding region runs from base 1 to 900 and encodes 299 amino acids.
AUGGCGAUUGUGAUCCUGUCCCGUGGCAAGUGCGGCCUCUCCAAGUGCAUCACUCGUUACAUGGUAGCCAUGGCGACCGCGGACCUCUCUGUGAUUUUCUGUGAGGUGAUAUUUCACCGGAUUGCUGAUACGUAUUGGUGGCAUGUCUCCUUGCCCUACACUCCUGUGUGCAAAAUAACAAUCUACCUCGCGUCAGUCACGGUGAAUUGUUCUGUGUGGUUCACAGUCGCGUUCACAUUUGAUCGCUUUGUUGCGAUUUCUACUCAGAAAAUGAAAACCAACUAUUGCACAGAGAGCACGGCGACGAUUGUUAUCCUGACGGUGAGCCCGCUCGUCUGCCUCAAAAAUCUACCCUUGCCCUUCGCAUACACUUCUUAUCGCGGAACGGGUAGAGAACUGGGCUGCUUCAAACUCGUACAUUUUUACAUUCAUCCCGAAUGGAUAGUGUUCUCUUGGGCCGAACAGUUGUUCACCCCGGUGAUUCCAUUCUGCCUGAUUUUGUUGUUUAACGCGCUCACCAUCAGACGCAUUUCCGUGGCCAGUCGGGUCCGCAGGAACCUCCGGGACCUCAGCGGUGGCGCGAAAAAGAAAGACCAGGAGAUGGUGAACCGCAGACGGUCGGUCGUUUUACUUCUGGCAAUCUCGAGCUCCUUCAUCCUGCUCUGGGCCACAAGUGUUGCACAGUUUAUUGCGGUUCGAUGUUUGAAUGUGUUUAUGCACAAGGCCUGGGGAAACCCUUUGGAAGGAUUGGAAAAUGUUGGAUGCAUGCUUCAGCUGCUGAGCUCCUGCACCAACACGGCCAUUUACACCGUGACCCAGAGCAAGUUCAGAGAGGAGCUGUUCCGUGUGCUAACGUACCCGAUCCGUUGCACUGGAAAGUUAUUUAAAUUGGCAAACUGA